Messenger RNA from Ochlerotatus camptorhynchus, 1981 nucleotides. It is a transcript of the gene senju, whose product is annotated as UDP-galactose transporter senju. Gene Ontology annotation, biological process: pyrimidine nucleotide-sugar transmembrane transport. NCBI's taxonomy places the organism in Eukaryota, Metazoa, Arthropoda, Insecta, Diptera, Culicidae. Gene Ontology annotation, cellular component: Golgi membrane. The record is from RefSeq and is a predicted model, not a curated record. Gene Ontology annotation, molecular function: UDP-galactose transmembrane transporter activity. Bases 398 to 1567 code for a protein of 389 amino acids. The transcript has 3 exons.
UCUUUUUGAUUAAUUUCCGAUUUUUAAUACGCGAUUUUGUUCCCUGCAAGAUAUAGUGCAAUAAACUUUACUGUGAUAAACCGACGAAUCAUAAUCAAAGUCUAAUAACCGCGAUGGUCAGUCAGGUGGUCAUUUUAGGCAGUGUUCGCGUUCCAGUAGUAUUCGUCCAGUAUUAGAUCAUCAUCUGCAUCUCCAACGGGGCUUAUUUUUGCUGGAUCGUUUGAGAAUAUGUUCAACCAUCAAGUGGUGCGGAAACAACCUCAGUCGUAUUCAUUCUCCACCUGUAGACUGGGCUGCUAAUCAGCGUUGCGCGUUUCAUCAUUUGCACGGCAAUCAACAGCAGUUGCUGGUCGUAGACGAAUCUCGAGAACGCCGACGAUCAAAAUCAGCGAUAAAAAUGACGAACCCUCGGAUAAACUGGGGCGAGCUGUUCCCCAGCAAGAAGAGUGUGCUCAUUUUUAUCACAUAUAUGUCGCUGUUCGUCGGUCAGGGAAUUCUGGUGACGGCCUCGCAGCGUGCUGAUAACAGCUAUAGCUACAAUACGGUGCUUGUGGUUCUGAUGACUGAAGUGCUGAAACUAGUAAUCUCUACUGGGCUCUAUUGCAGAGAGCAUACUUUCAAAUCUCUGGUGGCGAGAGUGGUUGAAGGAAGGGAUGUUCUGCUACUGUAUUUUGUUCCCGCAUUCUUGUACUGUCUGUACAACAAUCUUGCCUUCGUUAAUCUAUCGACAUUCGAUCCGACGACAUAUUAUCUACUACUGCAGCUUCGGGUCGUGAUUACUGGAGUUCUAUUCCAGGUAAUUUUUAAGAAAUCUUUAAGUCGGAAGCAGUGGUUCUCGCUGUGCUUGCUAACGGUCGGAUGUAUGUUGAAACAAUGGAACUUUUCAUUGCCACUAACGGGCGAGACGCCUUCGGACGACAAAUCGCUUGCAGAUGCAGCUAAACAAUCGGCAGACGUGGCUGCUGGAAACACUUUCCGAGGGAAAAACAUCUCCGGUUUUGAUCUCAGUUUCAGCGCCGUAUUGAUCCUGGUACAGACGGUUUGUUCCUGCCUGGCUGGCGUUUACAACGAGUACCUACUGAAACACAAAGGAUCCGAUAUUAACAUCUACGUUCAGAAUGUCUUCAUGUAUCUGGAUUCAAUCGUAUGCAAUCUGCUGAUACUGAUGUUCCGUGGUGAGUUGUCUGCAGUCGUCACCAAAGACCAUCUGGUUGAAGUAUUCCGCUUCGAGGUGCUUGUGAUUAUGAUCAACAAUGCAGCGAUCGGCAUCAUCACCAGUUUCUUCCUCAAGUACAUGAAUUCGAUUCUGAAAACAUUCGCUAGUGCGCUGGAGCUCAUGUUCACCGCAUUGUUAAGUUAUUUGCUGUUCUCGAUCCCGAUCUACAUCAACACCGCACUGGCAAUAUUCGUCGUGUCCUAUGCGAUUUAUCUGUACUCACUAAAUCCCGUGGUAAACUUGGCAGGUAAGCCAGGAUCGAGCAGUGCUCGAGAAAAGGACGAAAGCCGAAAAGCUUUGAUGGGCAAAAGUGAGGACGACGACAUCGAGCUUCAGAUGGAGGAAGUUUAAUGAUCCGCUUUCUUUGUGUAUGUGUUGUUGUUUUUUCACCAAAAAUAUCCACUUUUACGACCACUGCAUCAUCUUCGUCACACUCACCGCGAGUGUGACUCUGGACCAUUUCAGUUCAUUGUUCUUACUUAGGUUUAAGCAACAAACCGCGCAUAUCUCGACGGUGCCGGUUUCGUCGAGUUUAAAAAGAAACCCCUUUUAGGACACUUAUAAAUCUUUGUAUAGAUGGAAACUAUUUAUAUGUUGUACUUCUUAACACAAUUACACGAUGGAACUUUAUUAUGUUUUCAAAAAGCGUAGUGAAAAUUCCAAGUCUGACAGUGAUCCUUUUGUGUUGCAUAUUUUUUCCUACAGUGGAUUAUCACUUUUCGUUUCUAUAAGCACCCUCCUAAUCGCCCAUUUCGGGUCUAUCGA